This is a messenger RNA of Arachis duranensis, 3731 nucleotides long. RefSeq lists its product as uncharacterized. Gene Ontology annotation, biological process: RNA processing; mRNA 5'-splice site recognition. Gene Ontology annotation, molecular function: RNA binding. The record is from RefSeq and is a predicted model, not a curated record. NCBI's taxonomy places the organism in Eukaryota, Viridiplantae, Streptophyta, Magnoliopsida, Fabales, Fabaceae. The coding region runs from base 1352 to 3646 and encodes 764 amino acids. The transcript is spliced from 3 exons.
UCCGCCACCUCCUCUCCGGUCCUCUUCCGCCGCGCCCCAAGCGCCGCCCUCCUCCGCCGUCUCUCGAAGCUGACCUCGAUUACGAACGCUACCUCGAUCUCCCUUCGUCUUCCUCCGAAGAUCAAGAUCAAGCGCCAGGUAUAUACAUAUACAUAUAAUAAUGCCUCUGUUUGAUUUAUUUAUUUUAGUUUUUUCUCUCUUAAUUUCAUGAUUCAGUUCUGUUUAUUAAUGAUGAUUCUAUGCUUUGAGCUGAAAUUGCUUGAAUGGGAUGUGUCACCUAUGAGUUUCUGUUAUUAUACGUUUUUUUUUCCACUUCAUUUUAAAAUCGUGAUUUCCGUGUUGGUGUUUGGAGAGAAACUGGAAUUUUCUUUUUGUGCGAGUUGAAUAUAAAAUAUAGUGGAAGGUUUUAAUGAAUCGUGAAUAGUUUUCUGUUAUUACACUCCGACAUAAACUUGAAGCUAAUAAGGUUAACGAAGUUUGUUCAAUUUGUUAUGUUUUGGACAGAUUGAUAUAUUUGGGUUUCUUAUACAUGCAUGACAUUUAGUUCACGCAAAUAGGGGAUGGUGGGUUGUUGUUUUGUGCAACUUCCACCUUUAGGCUUUGUACAGUGUUUCUUGUUUGUGCAACAACAGUCUCCAUAUUUGCAGGAUGGAAUGUUAUUUGCUACGGUUCCUGUGUCCGAAUACAAGUAAGGAUGUUUUCACCUGGCUUCCAUUUACCCUCAGCUUCUUCGGUAUGCUGAUUUAGAAGCUGGGAAUUCAGCUGGCUUUCAUGCUGUUGCAUUUUCAUAUGAGAAUCCCAACGAGUCCGCUGUGAUAAAGGACGAUGACACUGAGACUGGUUUUCAUCCUCAAUUCCCAGUGCCAGAGAACUUGCUCAAUAACCUGGUGAGUGACCUUCGUCAUAAAAAUUUUCUUCAUGUGAUUUUCAAAUGUUUAACAUUUAAUUGACCUUUCUUGUUUCUUUUUUUUAACCAAUGUGAUUAGGUGAUAACUGUCUAGGGUACAUAUGUUAUUCUAAGGCUUACAAUGUCUAAGUUUCAGAUGCUCGGAGCAUAAAUGGAGUUCUUUUGACUCAAGGUAGCCAUUCACAGGCACCUUGAUUCCUUUUGAUGUCAUGACAAGGGGUCGUGCAGGUGGGAUUAGGAUGAUAUAAAUACGUUGGUUCUUUACCUGUUGAGAGCAAUGGGAUGAAAACAUUUCUACAUAAAGUUGUGUUUCUUGAUCUUUAUGAUUAUCCAAGUAUAUGUGAGGUUAUCUUGUGUCUGUUUACUCAGAUCUUUAUAAAUAUUCCUGCUUGGCAUGACCCUUUUAAAUCCAGAGUUAUACUAAUCUGUAAUUAAAAUUUAUUGAUGAAUAUUCUUUUUUUCUCUUCUUUUUUCCCCCAGCCUCCAAAUGAGAAGGUCCAUCAGAUUAUUUCAAGGACUGCAAUGUUUGUCAGCAAACAUGGAAGCCAGUCAGAGAUUGUUCUUCGAGUGAAACAAGGAGAUAAUCCUACAUUUGGGUUCCUCAUGCCUGAUCAUCGUCUUCAUUCAUACUUUAGGUAUCUUGUUGAUCAUCAAGAACUUCUGACAAUUGACAAUAAUGGAAAUUCAUCUAUGGACAAGAAUAGAAGUCAGGGUCUUGAUCAAACAGGUGGUGCAUUAUCCUUGCUUGGAUCUGUAUAUGGAUCUGGAGAGGAUGAGGAGGGUACAAACGAGAAUACUCAGGAAGUAGAGAGAAAGGUGUGUGAGGAUUCUGUUGGUGCUGCUAAUAAUGCUUCCAUGGAAACAGAGCAAGCAGAAUCUUCUUCAGAUGCAGCAAAGAAGGAUGGAAGCAUCUCUAAAAAUCCAGUAUCCUCUUUGAAAGAAAAAGUUCCCGUCAUAAAGCGCAAUCAUUCUAUCAGCAAUGUCAAGGCAGUAGCUGCAUCUAAGGAAAAGACAAGUGAUGCCUCAGAUUCAGUGACUAAUGCAGCGGACAAGUCACAUACUCCUGUUCCUAAUACAACUAAGAUUAGUCUCCCUAUCGUGGAACCACCAUCUGACUUAAAGAGAGCUAUUGAGAAGAUAGCUGAGUUCAUCGUAAAUAAUGGCAAACAGUUUGAGGCCGUUCUUGCUGAACAGGACCGUGCUCAUGGAAGGUUCCCAUUCCUUGUGCCGUCAAAUCGAUAUCAUACAUACUAUUUGAAAGUUCUUCAAACUACUGAAGAGUCUAAGUUAUCAGGCAAGGUCUCCCAAAAGCAGAAUUCAGCAGGUCGUGCAGGUGAAAGAAACACUGUACGCGAAGAAAGUGAUAAACAUUCAUGUGGAUCCCUGGGUUCUGAUCUACCAUGUGAUAAGGACCGGAAGGAGAAGUUCAAGAUGAUUGUUGGCAGCAAGUCAAAGAAGGAUGAUCAAGAUCAGAUUCCUCAAGACAAUCAGUCUCAAAAUGUAGUAAGCGUGAAUGCAACAGCAGCAGCAGCUAUUCUUCAGGCUGCCACUAGGGGUAUUAAAAAACCAAAUUUAGAACUCUUCAGCAAGACAUCAAGCGGUAAUGGCCAAGGUCUUGGAAGUGAUGGUGGCCAUUUGUCCAGCACUGGGAGCUUGUAUUCAUCUCAACUCCAGCGAUUGGUUGAAAGUUCAAAUCUGAAGGUAGACAUAAGUGGUUCUGCCCGGGCUAUUGCUGAAACAGUAGCUAUUGCAGCAGCGCGGGAGGCGGACUCCUCUGAAGCACAUAUGACCAAAGAGGAGAAGCUGAAGGCUGAUAGAUUGAAACGAGCAAAAAUGUUUGCAGCCAUGUUAAAAAAUGGAGUUGCUCCAGUUAAAAGUGAGACCACUCGGGGGUUAUCAGUUGAUCCCCCAGGCUCUGGACUUUCAGGUUCUGAUGCUGAGGCUGGGAGUCUUGUGGGUAAAGAAAGGGAAGGAAGUUCUGUUCCAUUUGAUGUUGAUAAUUCAGAUAGAAGUCAAAAGUCUGAGGAGAAGCAUUCUGUUGAUAAUUCUGAUACAAGUCACAAGUCCAAGGAAAAACUCGCCGUUGAUAAUAACGAGCAGCAGAAAUCCAAACGGAAGUACCGGUCAAGAUCUGGAAAACAGGAAGUGGAGGAGGAGGAGGAGGAGGAGGAGGAAGAAAACACAGAAGACAAAAGGGAUCACAAACAAUCGAGAAAAAAGCAUCGAUCUCAUCGAUCUUCACACAGCAGCCACGACAGGCACAAGCACAAGCACAAGAGAAAACAUUCCUCCUCCAAAGACAGGUAUUCCCACAAAAGGCAUAAGGAUGACAGCUCCUCCGACGAAGAGGAUCACCACUCGAGGCAUCAUCAUAAAAAAGAUAGCUCCGAUGAUGAUAAGUAUCGUUCGUCCCGGCAACGGCACAAAGAGAAUAACACGUCAGACAACGAACAUAGACGUUCUCGGCAUCGGAAUAAGCAUUACAGUUCAUCAGACGAUGAUGAGCAAAGGCAUAGAAGCAGAAAUGUAAAGCAUAGGAGCAGAUAUCAUGCAGAAAAGGAAAGGGACCUUGAGGAAGGGGAGAUAGUAGCGAAAUCAGACAAGUCAAAAGCCAAAGAGGUUGGAAGUGAUAGCAGGGAGGCUUCUGUUGCAAGGGUACCAUCCCAAUCUCCAGAAACAACUGAGGUCUCUGAUGAGCUUAGAGCCAAAAUAAGAGCCAUGUUGAUGGCCAACUUGUAAAAUUCGCCUCUUAACGAUUUAUAUUGUAUCAUAUUAUUCAUACUUAACAAUCAGUCCAUCAUAUUUGUGUUGUUUCAUGCUGAAA